AUGGAGUUCAACGAUUUUGGUGAUGAUGGAGGUCGAGCAGCUAAAUCUCUAAGACCAAAACUCAAUGCCUUUGUUAGCCACGUGACAACUCACACUGGUCAGCAAUUGCCACCAGUCCAUAUGAAGCUUCUCGUUGCUGCUGCUAUAGCCUUGAAAGGUAUUGGUGGUCUAUUGUUCGUCUUUGGCAGCUCCUUGGGAGCUUAUCUCUUGCUGAAUGACAAAAGAAAAACCUCUAAUAAACUCUUUAUGAAAUCCGGUUUUCAGCUUCUGCAUCAAGCCGUUGCAACACCGAUUCUGUAUGAUUUCUACAACUAUGAUGUUGACAGAAAAGAAUUCAGCCAACUGUUUUCAAAGUUCACUCAGAGCUUGGCACUACUUGGGGCACUGCUCUUUUUCAUUGGAAUGAAGAACUCGAGGAGACACGGUAGGCAACUCCGGAAGAAGGCUCCAAAAGCUAAAGCAAACUGA
Messenger RNA from Thlaspi arvense, 468 nucleotides. NCBI's taxonomy places the organism in Eukaryota, Viridiplantae, Streptophyta, Magnoliopsida, Brassicales, Brassicaceae. The record is from the annotation of a GenBank genome assembly.